Molecule: messenger RNA, 1232 nt
Organism: Ricinus communis (castor bean)
Lineage: Eukaryota; Viridiplantae; Streptophyta; Magnoliopsida; Malpighiales; Euphorbiaceae
Product: eukaryotic translation initiation factor 2 subunit beta
Exons: 10
Coding region: 192-1010 (272 amino acids)
Biological process (GO): translational initiation; formation of translation preinitiation complex; formation of cytoplasmic translation initiation complex
Cellular component (GO): eukaryotic translation initiation factor 2 complex
Molecular function (GO): mRNA binding; translation initiation factor binding; translation initiation factor activity
Source: RefSeq, a predicted model, not a curated record
UAGAAAAAGAAAAUAUAAUGCACAUUCUAUUAUUAGAAACCCUAAUUCUAUUUUCAUCUCUACCUCACAUCACAGCCUCCACGCCACGCUCUAACCUCUUAAGCCUUCACUUUCCAAACCCUUAGUCGCCGGUUAUCUUUCUUCAAUCCUCCACUCUCGCAAGCCCUCAGUCGCCGGUUAUCCAGAAAAUCAUGACAGACGACACUCCUAAUGAUGUGAAGGACGAGGUUACAGAACUUGCACCCUUCGAUCCUACUAAAAAAAAGAAGAAGAAGAAGGUUGUCAUACAGGAUAGUGCAGACGAUUCUGUAGAUAAGCUCGCUGAAAAAACUGAAACCUUGUCGGUUGCAGUCUCUGAGGGGCUCGAUAGUACUUUUACUGGUUUGAAAAAGAAGAAGAAGAAACCAGUAGAAGCCAGUAUUUUGAAUGAAGAGAAUGUGGAUACGACAGAAGAUUUGGAUGAUCAUGUUGCAGAAGAUGAAGAAGGAGAAGGACUUGUGCUGCAACAACAGCUUUAUCCUUGGGAUGGGAGUGACCGUGAUUAUGAAUAUGAGGAGCUUCUUGGUAGGGUCUUCAACAUUUUGCGUGAGAACAAUCCAGAGCUUGCUGGAGAUAGGAGAAGAACUGUAAUGCGGCCUCCACAGGUUCUUCGUGAGGGGACAAAGAAGACUGUUUUUGUGAAUUUCAUGGAUCUCUGCAAGACAAUGCAUCGGCAACCAGACCAUGUCAUGGCCUUCUUACUGGCUGAGUUGGGAACAAGUGGAUCACUGGAUGGACAGCAAAGGUUAGUUGUGAAGGGUAGAUUUGCUCCUAAAAAUUUUGAGGGGAUUUUGCGUCGUUAUAUCAAUGAGUAUGUCAUUUGCCUUGGUUGCAAAAGUCCAGAUACUAUACUGUCAAAGGAGAACCGUCUCUUUUUUCUUCGAUGCGAGAAGUGUGGUUCUGGACGAUCAGUUGCCCCAAUUAAAGCUGGUUUUGUUGCCCGGGUUGGCCGCAGAAAUGCAGGGACAUGAGCCUUUUAGAGCUGAGUUAUGUUGCUAUGUUUGCAGUAUAAAAUGUCGGUAUAUGAGGCUUCUAAAGCUGAGAUGUGCUGCUGAAAAUUUUAUGGGACAUGUUCUUCAGCCUCUACCGUAAAUUUUACUCCUGAUGUUUAUCCGAGUGAAAAUGAUUCUAUUUCGUAAGUCCUGAAUUAUAGUUCUGUUAAUUCUGUUUUAAAGAAAGCAGUAUUCGCUUCA